Molecule: messenger RNA, 3726 nt
Organism: Neolamprologus brichardi
Lineage: Eukaryota; Metazoa; Chordata; Actinopteri; Cichliformes; Cichlidae
Source: RefSeq, a predicted model, not a curated record
GCCGCUUCCUCCAGUGGGCGGAGUAGCGGGCUCUGCCUGGCCGCACAGCGCUGCGCUCUCUGCCGCGCAGUUGCCGUGAUCUCUUCACUCAUGCGGACCCAGCUGAAGCUCGUGGACUAGCCGGAGGUGAAGUGGACUGAGUCAGACUGCAGUGGGCUGAGGCCGGUUGAACAUGGCUGCGAAGGAAGACCUCUACAGCAAAAUCCUCCCUCGGAGGCUCCGGCAGAACCGAGCGGGCUCGAUGAAAUGCAGCUCCAGCCUGGACGUGCUGCUGUCCAUGGGCUUCCCCAAGCCAAGGGCACUCAAAGCUCUGGUGUCGACUGGAGGUCGGAGUGUCCAAGCAGCAUGUGACUGGCUGUUUUCACACGUGGACGACCCGUUCUUGGACGACCCGCUGCCGAGAGAGUACGUCCUCUACCUGCGACCCAGCGGGCCCCUUCAGAACCAGCUUUCCCAUUUCUGGCAGCAGAGCCGGAUCACCUGUGGCAAGAACAAAGCCCACAACAUUUUCCCCCAUAUUACUCUCUGCCAGUUCUUCAUGGUGAGUUAUGCUGGAUUUAACUUUCAACAACAGUUGUAUUGCCUGCAGACCCAGUCGACCAUACACACAAUAUACAGACUUACACUGGGGAGACAGGUCGGGCGAGGCAGCAAAGAAAGGGAUCGACAGUACAAGCAACGUAAGGGCGGGGGACGCUGCGAGUCCUCGCGCCUCCAGCUGAGCCGCUGUCUCCAUGGGGGAGAAGUCCACGUGGAGCCUCACAAGAAGCAGCUGCACGUCACUCUGGCCUACAACUUCCCCAGCGACCACCUGCCCUCGCUGGAGAAACUGGCUAAGGGCAUUGAAGUGAAGCUGGGAUGUGAUUGGCUGGCUGUUCUGUUCUCCCGGGACAUUCGCUUUGCUAACCACGAGACCCUGAGGGUGAUGUACCCCUACGUGCCGCAGAACGACGACGAGCUGGAGCUGGUUCCCGGGGAUUUCGUCUUCAUGUCUCCCGUGGAUCAGAACAGCACCAGCGAGGGCUGGGUGUACGGGACCUCGCUCGCCACCGGGCUGUCCGGCCUGCUGCCUGAGAACUACGUGAGCCUGGCGGACGAAUCGGACACCUGGGUGUUUCAUGCCUCCCACUCCUUCUUCAGCUGUGAGGCCAGUGACAAGGCCAGUAAAGACAGAGGCCUGUUCGAUGGACUGCUGGACAGCCGCCGCCCCGACAGCACAAGUCCCGGGGACACGCCGUCCCUUAGUCUCAUCUGUCAUCCGAUGCAGGUCCUGCGCAUCAGCGGGGGUCACUCGCGCCAACCCAAGCGCACUCUUUUCGUGUGCCGCCACGGUGAGAGGAUGGAUGUGGUCUUUGGCAAACACUGGCUGUCCCUCUGCUCAGAUAGUAAAGGUCGAUACGUCCGCUCCAACCUGAACAUGCCUCCCAGCCUGCCUCUGUGGGGGGCACAGAGAGACUAUGACAUGGACGCUCCCAUUACUGUGUUUGGAUCCACCCAGGCCCGGCUCGUGGGUGAAGCCCUGUUAGAGAGCAACACCACCAUAGACUUUGUGUACUGCUCUCCCGCUCUGCGCUGCGUUCAGACUGCACAGAACAUCCUGAAAGGUUUACAGCAGGACAGCAAGCUGAAGGUGCGAGUGGAGCCGGGGCUUUUCGAAUGGACCAAGUGGGUGUGUGGGAGCUCGAUGCCUGCAUGGAUACCUCCCACCGACCUGGCUGCUGCACACUUCAGUGUUGACACAACUUACAGACCUCUGAUCCCCGUCAGCAAGCUCACUGUGUCCGAGUCCUACGAGAACUACAUGAGUCGCAGCUAUCAAGUAACCAAAGACAUCCUGUCGGACUGCAAAAACAGUGGAAACAACGUGCUGAUUGUAGCCCACGCUUCUUCCUUAGAGGCCUGCACGCGCCAGCUGCAGGGCCGCAGCCCACAGAGCGCCAAGGACUUCAUCCAAGUCGUCCGAAAGAUCCCUUACCUGGGCUUCUGCUCCUGCGAGGAGCAGGGGGACACGGGGGUGUGGCAGUUAGUGGACCCGCCCAUCCUCCCCCUCACACAUGGGCCGAACCACAGCUUUGACUGGAGGGAGACGCUCCUGCAAGAGUGACCGAGCAGACCCUCCUAACCUGAUGAUGCACACGCUCGGACUGCAGCGGCACCGCCCCCUACCCCACCGCCCCCCCACCCCACCCCUUCCUCCAAAUACUGGGACUUUCAGCCUGUCAGCAGAGAGCGCCUCGCAGCGUGCUGAGUGUUCGCUCAACAUUCAGCACGCUCAGGUAUCACCCCGUCUCAGGAAACGCAUCAGGAUCAACAGGCGGCGGUUCUCUCGCCAUGUUAAAAAUGACGUUUGAUUGAUUUGAUCUGUUGAGUUGUGACGUUGGCGCGCAGCAGCAUUCGGCUAUAGGUGUAAAUGUUUUUGCUCAAAGUGUGAACUCACAAUCAGUUUUAAACCGAUGUUUCUGUAGUUUACAUUUGGACAGGACUAAAGUUACAGCAGACGGACCACAGGCUCCUCCGUUUACGUCCAAAGAUUCACCUUUGAACGGGCGAAGGCGUCAGACGCUGUUUUAUUCUAACGUUACAAUAAACAUCGUUUGUACGCUUUAAACACAUGUAAACAUGAAGGAACACUUUGUGUUCUGCAGAGGAGUUUCUCAAAGUUUCAUGAGGCUGCGUUUGUAACCACGGAGCUCCGACCACAACAACAGCGUCGUAUUAUUGCAGGUUUCAUGGCGUCCCGUGUCCUGCCGCGUCACCAGCUGAGGGAGAACGUUUACGCCACAGCUCGUAGUCUUCGUCACACCCUCCCGAUGCCCCCGUGCAAUGCACCCCCCCACUGUCAUCUCCACAUGUAGCACUGAGGACAGCAGCGUCUCUGCAGCAGCGUCUCGACCUGCAGUACCGACAAUCACAGAGUAGCUUCCUGAUCCUGGUCCAGCAGCGGUUUGUUGCGACGCGCUCAGCGAUCAGAAACGUCUUCCACUUUUCUUUGUGUUUAUUUAUAAGCCUCUAUUGUUACAAGCAACAGUAAUAAACAGGAAUCAUUUCUAACAGCAUGCAAGAACUUAUCUCCGUAUCUCAGGUGUUGACUGCGUUUAAGACGCACACAGUGUGUGUUUGAAAACUGUUCCACUGAUUGACUGUGAUGUUGCCCCUGUCUGAGAUUAGACUGAUGUUCACACAUCUGCUCAACUAUCCCGCUGAGUUUGGGGGAUCCUCAUGCUGCCGAUGCAAACUGAGUUCCCACUGCAACGCUGGCGUCUUCAUGCGUACUAGCAAAGUAGUCUGCAGAGCAGCUUCCAUUGCUAACAUGAGAGUUCACAUAUAGCAUCGUGGUGUUCGUCACCGACGCCACAGGAAGAGCUCGACAGUUUGAGAAAAGGCUGCUCAUCAUUUUAAAGGGUCACUGUGUAGAAACGUGUGUGGAGAGUUCAGCCUGGACUCAACCAACGUUUAGAAGAACUGCUCCUCUAAAGAAGCCGUUUGGCACAGCUGGGAAGUGUAGUCCAUCUGCAGGCUGCCAUGUCUGCUACAGACAGCAGAGCUCCACUCGGUCACAUCACAGAUAAAAGCAGCUGAAACCAGGACGGUGGAUUCAAGACUAAUAACAGCGUUUGGUGAUUUAAUAACCUGUUAUAAGCUCGACUGGUUCUAAACUGUUUGUUCUGUGAGCUGUAUCACUUUCAGAUUUAUAAACCGGGAUGAUCCCUUACUGACAACGUUUCU